Molecule: messenger RNA, 2951 nt
Organism: Arachis ipaensis
Lineage: Eukaryota; Viridiplantae; Streptophyta; Magnoliopsida; Fabales; Fabaceae
Biological process (GO): regulation of ubiquitin-dependent protein catabolic process
Molecular function (GO): protein binding
Source: RefSeq, a predicted model, not a curated record
CAGAAAAAGAAAACUUGAUUGCAGGGAUUUGCUGGGAUGUGAGAGUGCUAGAGUGUUUUUUUGAGUAAAAGUUCCAACUCCCAUUCACUAUGAACUCCUAGUAUUUAUAGGCUAAUCUUACAUAACUGUUCAUUAAUUUACAAUUAAUUAUAAUUAAAUAUGGCAUUUCAAAUUCUGAAGCGCAGUCUUGCUAACCGUUCCCGCUGCAUGAUUGUAGCUAUUCUCCAUGAACUCUUCGUGUAAUUAAAGUCAUUAACUUCCCACUUUUACUGCUGAUCGAUCAAUUCUUUCGAAAGCCUUAUUCAUCCCUUCGAAUAAAAUCUUCUAUUCGAUUUAGCUUAUUCGAUUGACAACACAAUCGAAAUCCACACCAGCACCGAUUACCUUUAACUUCAAACCCACGCCUGUCUUCUUGAAACACCAUACUUAGCUUAUUUUGAUUUGACCCACUCUUGUAGAAAAUACUUUUUCGAUCAACACUCAUAAUCUGCUAUCAAGUGCUUAGCUAAUUUUAAGCCUUUGAAAAAAGGUGGUAGUAAAAAGUAAGAAUACGGUUAAGUCGGUAGUAAACCAACUAACCAAACGACAUCUCAUGCUUGCAGUUUGCGCGGGAAAUUUUCACAGAAAAAAAGUUACGAGCUUGGGAGUACACCUUCAAGUAACCGAUAUUCUCUCCCAGUAAACACCAAGCAUAAGAAAAGUAAACAAGGAAUCAUCAUCCCCGUUGCUCAAAAACCCCUUCAGAUUGAAGUUUUUUGGGAUGGCGAGACUGAAGAUUAGAGGGACCUGGUCGGGGGUUCUGGAAGACGUCACCGUCGACGCCUGGACCGUACCAAAGCUCCGGGAAGAGGUGGCCAUGCGCGCCAACUGCUCCCCUGACUGCAUCAACCUCACAUUCGCCGGCAUGGUCCUCAAGGACUACGAUGCCGAUGCCGGCCACGUUAGAAACUUGGCCAGUCUGGGCGUCAAGAUCAACUCUAAGAUCUUCGCCUCUCGCAUCUCUCCUCAAGAAAGCGACGCAUUCAGAAGAGAAGAAGAACUUUUUAGUAGGCUUGAGGAAAUCAGGGCAGCUGCAAUUGUGAUGGCGGAAAAGCAUCCAUGUUUAAUACCUGUUGAGGACUUCAACAGAGACGCUGAAGAUCAAAGUGGAGAGUUAGUGCAUAUAAGUUCUGAGAUGGAGCAUAGGGCAGUAAUGAUGGGAGUGAGGCUUCAUGCAAUAGCGGUGAGGCUUAUUGGAUGUGAACUUUACAAUAGUGCAGUAGAAGCGCUUAGCUUAGGAGAGGAGGCAUUCUCAAUUUGUGAUCCAAAUCUCAUUAAGCUUAUUUAUAUUGUUCCGAUUCUGCACAUAAACAUGGUGUGGUGCUACUUUAUGAAAGGAGACAUCAGGUUGCUCUCGGAUGCAGGAAAGCAUCUUGAGAUAGCUAGGACAGGAAUUGAACGCGAUCAAGUGAAGAAAUCUGUUUGCCGCAGACUACUAGAAAAACUGCAUUUGAGACUAGAUUUGCUUGAAGGGGUUGUGGCAUAUCAUAGUGGCCAGAUAGAGAAAUCAAGAAAAGCAUUACUUUCUGCAAAAGUAAAAUUUAUCCAGCAUCAAGGCCCGGUUGACCCCAUAAUGCUUCUUAUGAGCUUUGAUGAUGCAAGGUUUGGCUUCACCCAAAAGGAAGCAAAUAGAGCACUGAAAAUGUGUAAUGGAGAUGUGGGGGUUGCCAUUGACUUCCUUAUUGAGGAAGAAAUAAAGGAAGUGCAAAAAUGCAAUGAUGAUAGCCAGAGAAGAAAGAAAUUUUGGUGGGUGUCACUUAGUAUUUAUUAAUUUCUAAUUUGAAGGUAUUUCUAUGUUUCUUGAUAGCUUCCUUCGUCAGAGAGGGAAAGCUGUACGGGUUGACACCUUCAAAUAAAGUUGUGAAUAUAAAGAGAUUGAAAGCAUUGGUUUCCUUUGGGCGAGUAUGAUUUGUAAAUGUAUUGUUGGUACUCUGGUAUCUGGUAACAUGUGAAGCAGUUAUUCUUGUAAUUUAAACCAAAAUAUCUAGUGCAUAAUAUAUAUCAAGAACUUUUCAGUAGCUAUUUAUGUUCAAUUGGUUAUUGAUCAGAACAACAGUUCAAGAUUCUAACCUACCUAAACAUGGACAGGAUGAAUGAUGGACUCUAGCUUCUCCUGUGGAGCAAAAUUAUUGAGUUCAAGAAAUAUUUAUUCCUUGCUUAGAGGAGAUGUGUUAACCGAGUAUUGGGACGAGAUCUCGGAUCCAAGCCCAAAACAGCUAUGUUGCAUAUAAUUUAUAAUUAUCAUUGCACAUUUGUAUUUUGGCAGGUUUGUCCACUAGCUAAUAGUAUAUUUGUCCUAUUUGAUACUGCUAAAUAUAGCAGGGUUGACGAGGAGCUUGCGGCUGAAGCCCUUAAAAGAAAUGAAAAUGAUAAGCAGAAAGCAUUGGAUGAUUUAAAAAAUCCAGAAACUAUUUCUACUUUACAGGCUGAUAUUGAGUCCAUGAAAAGAGAGAGACAGAAACAAGCAACAGAUUUUGCAAUUGAAAAAGCUGUACAAAUGGGUUUUGAAAGAUCAAGAGUGGUUGCUGCUUUUGAGGCUGGUGGCACUUCAGAAGAAGUAAUCCAAAGACUGAAAGUGCAACCGGAAGGUCCAUCAGAUAUCAGCAAAGCAGAGGAGCAAAAUGAGGAAAUAAAAGGCGAGCUCUCUGCAGAUAUAGAAAUUGCAAAUGAAGGACCAGUCAUUAUUUUUUACUUGCGUUCGGUAGAGCUUGCAUUGAGGAGGCUCUGGGAAGAAGACGUUCCUUCCCAGCAUGAUGAAAAAAAAGAAGGAUACAAGUUUAUGUAAAUAAAUAGCGGGUUGAUGUGGGCGGUGAAUGUGUGUCAUAGGGGUCAAUGUGUAGAUAGCAGGAUGAAUAAAUGUGAUCAUAUUCUUUUUCAUGCAGUAACUUUUUAUAGAAUUUGCUUUUGAAUUU